Messenger RNA from Amaranthus tricolor (Joseph's coat), 2044 nucleotides. RefSeq names its product ABC transporter G family member 8. The transcript has a single exon. Gene Ontology annotation, molecular function: ATP hydrolysis activity; ABC-type transporter activity; ATP binding. Bases 163 to 1962 code for a protein of 599 amino acids. Gene Ontology annotation, cellular component: membrane. The record is from RefSeq and is a predicted model, not a curated record. Lineage: Eukaryota; Viridiplantae; Streptophyta; Magnoliopsida; Caryophyllales; Amaranthaceae.
UUACUAUCAAUAACAAAUAUAAUAUAACAGAAGUAGUAUGCCAGUACUACAAAACCACUUGAACUCCAAUUAUAUAUUCCAUCAAUUUGCCACUUAAAUUCCAUCCAAAUCUCAAAUGAAAGGGUUCCUCCCUUUUCACAAACCUUAACUCAAACCAUCCCCAUGGAACAACCUAAACCUACUCCAUCACCACCACCACCUCCACCACCCAAAACCUAUAAACUAACCGCAACUUCAAUCUCCUACACUAAAACCACAACAAACACCACCACAACUUCCUCCUUCACACCAAUCUUCCUAUUCAAACAUUGCACAUCAACAUCACCAACCUACAUUCUCCAAGACGUCUCCUUAACCGCCUACCCCUCUCAAAUCCUCGCCAUCGUUGGACCGAGUGGGGCAGGCAAAUCCACCCUCCUCGACAUCCUCGCCGCCCGAACAUCCCCAACUUCAGGCACACUCUUCCUCAACUCCCACCCAAUUUCCCCUUCCUCCUAUCGAAAACUAUCAGCUUAUGUCCCUCAACAUGAUGCCUGCCUUCCCUUCCUCACUGUCUAUGAAACCUUUUCCUUCACUGCCCAUCUCCUUUUCCACAAAUCAUCCUCAAAAGACAUCUCGAAUAUCAUCUCUACCCUCCUAGAAGAGCUUAAAUUAGGGCAUUUAUCCAACACUUUUUGUGAAAAAGGCUUAUCAGGAGGAGAAAAAAGAAGGGUCUCAAUAGGACUUAGCCUAUUACACGACCCGGGAAUUCUCCUUCUAGAUGAACCCACUUCGGGUCUGGAUAGCGGGUCCGCUUUCAAUGUCAUGCAAACCCUAAAAUCCAUAUCCAUUUUAAGGCAUAGAACAAUUGUAGUAUCCAUUCAUCAACCAAGUUUUAAGAUCCUUUCUACCAUUGAUCAAGUACUUUUAUUAUCUAAAGGAAGAGUUUUACACCAUGGAAGUUUAUCUUCUUUACAAAAUCACUUAAAUUUUAAUGGAUUUAAUGUUCCUCCUCAACUUAAUGCUCUAGAAUAUGCCAUGGAAAUACUUAACCAACUUCCUGUUCCUCCUUCUCUUACUCAUACUUCAAAUGAUCAUAAUACUAUGAUCGAGAAAAGAGAGAAGAUUAAGUAUAAGAGUUCAAGGGUACAUGAGAUUCUUACACUUUCUAGAAGGUUCUGGAAAAUUAUUUAUAGAACAAAGCAACUUCUUUUAACAAAUACUUUGGAAGCACUUAUUGUGGGUCUUGUUUUAGGGACUAUUUAUAUCAAUAUUGGGUAUAAUAAAGAAGGGAUACAAAAAAGAUUAGGUCUUUUUGCAUUUACUCUUACAUUUCUUCUUUCUUCUACAACUGAAACCCUACCAAUUUUUAUUAAUGAAAGGCCAAUCUUACUAAGGGAAACUUCUAGUGGAGUUUAUAGGGUAUCUUCAUAUCUUAUAGCAAAUACCCUUGUUUUUCUCCCUUAUUUGUUGGUUAUUUCAAUAAUUUACUCAAUUUCAGUAUACUUUCUUGUGGGGCUUUGUACAAGUUGGGUGUCUUUUGGGUAUUUUGUCCUUGUGAUUUGGGUUAUUGUCCUAAUGGCAAACUCUUUUGUCCUUUUCCUAAGCUCGGUGGCCCCCACAUACAUAGCCGGGACGUCGUUGGUGACGGUGCUCCUCGCCGGAUUCUUUCUCUUUUCCGGUUACUUUAUUGGUAAGGAAAGUAUGCCUAAGUAUUGGGUUUUUAUGCAUUACUUAUCAAUGUAUAAGUAUGCACUAGAUGCUUUGCUUAUAAAUGAGUAUUCUUGUCUUGUGACAAAAUGUUUGGUAUGGUAUGAAGGGAGUAAAAGUUGCAAGGUGACGGGACAUGAUGUGUUGGAAAAAAGAGGGUUACAUGAGGGUCAAAGGUGGAAUAAUGUUUAUGUUUUACUUGGGUUCUUUGUGCUUUAUAGGGUGCUUUGUUUGUUGGUUUUGAUUAGAAGGGUUUCUAGGUCUAAAAAGUGAUGUUCAAUGCAUGAUUAACAUAUAAUGUUCAUUUCAAUAUGAACCAAUAAUUCAACGCUCUAAUUAUUGUGAUUUUGUAAAU